AUGUCGAGAGAGAGAACGAGAGCCAAAGAGCUUGAGAACGCUCUGGUCUCCGCUGCGGAUGCUGGUUCUGUUGCCGGCACUGAAUCCUCCGCCCACCCCGCCACGUCGCAGCCCGGUCCUGCUGCCGCCUCCUCUUCUGUGACCUCCCAUGCCGCCUCGCAGGCCACUACUCCUGCCGUCGCUCUUCCCCCCGCCUCCCUCUCCGCGCCCAGCGACACUGGCGUGGUUGUCUCCGCGGUGGAAACUUUGGCGUCCCUGAUUCCUGGUUUGGUCUUGACAGACGAGGAAACUCAAGCUCUGGUUACUCAUUUACCCACAAUAAUUGCAUACUUCGUUCAAGAGCACAGAGAGACCCUGGGACAUGGGGGCCUGUGA
Messenger RNA from Penicillium samsonianum, 375 nucleotides. RefSeq lists its product as uncharacterized. Lineage: Eukaryota; Fungi; Ascomycota; Eurotiomycetes; Eurotiales; Aspergillaceae. The transcript is spliced from 4 exons. The coding region runs from base 1 to 375 and encodes 124 amino acids. The record is from RefSeq and is a predicted model, not a curated record.